Anguilla anguilla (European eel) is the source of this 3051-nucleotide messenger RNA. Its product is annotated as CDC42 small effector protein 2-like. Gene Ontology annotation, cellular component: plasma membrane. The record is from RefSeq and is a predicted model, not a curated record. Lineage: Eukaryota; Metazoa; Chordata; Actinopteri; Anguilliformes; Anguillidae. The transcript has 3 exons. Gene Ontology annotation, molecular function: small GTPase binding. Gene Ontology annotation, biological process: regulation of Rho protein signal transduction. The coding region runs from base 86 to 319 and encodes 77 amino acids.
CGCACAUCCCGUGUCCAUCUCUGUUGCCUCUUUAUAUCCCCGGCGGCCAUCUUGAGCAGGAAUGGACACGUAAGGACCGUUGAGCAUGAGCGAGUUCUGGUUCUGCUUCAGCUGCUGCAUAGCAGAGCAGCCACAGCCGAAGCGUCGGCGGCAUAUCGAUCGGAGCAUGAUUGGCGAGCCGACGAACUUCGUCCACACGGCUCACGUGGGAUCCGGAGACGUGUGCAACGGCGUCAACUCUGUGAACUCUAUUCAGAGCCAAAUGCAGUCGAAGGGCGGCUAUGGGGAGGGAGAUGUACCAGUCAAUGCCCAGGUGUAAAUACCGACCUGGGGGAUCUGUACAUAGUAUGUGUGUGGUGACUGGCUGUGCUGCUUCAGGGAGAAAUUCACUCGUGUUUACCCAGCAGAUUGUGAGUCAUGAAACUGGUUUCAGAUCCAGCCCAACAGAGUCCAACCACAAUUCGUGACAAGCCUUUAUCACAAAUUUAAUCAGAGCAGAACAGGAGAAUGUAAUCCUUUCUCAAAAACUUAGAACAAAGGGCAUUCCUGUAAGGCUGUAUUUGCGCUUUUAUCCAUCUUUGUAAUCCAACUAGUGUGAGUUGUGGUGAUGGGGUCAAGCUUCUUUUGACUUACAGCAACUGCGUGUUACGGUGAAAAAAUGGAAAUGUCACUGUGAGGGCCAAACAUUAAGCACAUAAAAUCAAUAUUUCAAUAUUUACAAUAUUUCAAUGCUUUGUGUUCUAUUUAAUAUUCAACAUUCAAUUCCAUGUCUGAAAAUGAUUUUUGAAAAAGGGAUCAAAAGCUCACAACAGUGGUUCCCAAACUUUCUGGACCCAGGCCCUUGAACUUAUUUUUAAAUAUGAAAAUUAAAUGUUUUUAAACAUUUAUUUAUUUUUUUAAAUGUAAUUGGCACAGUGUUCAGUUUGCCUGAGUGGUAGGAAUGUCUGUUUUUCCCUCUUUAUAUUUAUCUCACAAGCCACUUCAGUGGCUUACACAAGUCACCAUUUGGUAACCACUGGACCGAAGCUCUCUGUAAUGGUAAUAUAUCAUCGUGUUUGUGUAAAGGUUGAAGUGAUGUCAAUCAUUUAUGAUGCUUCUGAAUGUCCAGUGAUGCAGCCAGAAAUGUGUAGCCAGCACAGGGGAACUAAAUCGUACGGUUGAGGGGUACUGACUGAUAGUGGUUGGUUGGGUCAUUGACUCAUGUUAGCUUACUUUUUCAGCAGUUUUCCAAUGAUGAUUGUGAAUCGUCUCUGUGAAUGUCAGCAGGUUUGUCUCACAAUUUCCUCAAAAAAUGAAAAAAUAAAAUUUGAAAAGAACAAUGUUACAUCCAGGCCUGCUCUACAGCCUGAGGACGAAGACAGAGUUGGUGUGUGUUGCCAGCUUGAUGCCAGUAGAGUACUAGCGUCUGCUUUGUCCCACCUCUUUGAGUUCUGUUAUAACUUUUCUAAUGCUGGAUCCUGCUGGCGGGAUCGUCACAUUCAGAGCCCCCCAUCACCCCCCCCCCCCCCAUGCUAAUACAGUGCGAGAUGCACAAAAAAACAAAAACUGCACGUGUAAUGAAUCCUGAAUAUUGGUUUUUCAUCGGAACAUGUUUAAGAACAAAAGUAAUAAUAAUUUAAGAGAAGUUUUGUGAAUGAGGGCCAUUGAUUCUCGCAUGUCUCUGAGCUUCGGCGUUCUUCUGAUUACUUCAGAACAGGCACAGACAUAGCACAAUAAACGCAACUGUGCACUUGCACAUUAUUCUUUUGGGUCUAUGAACUCUGCGGGAGGGCACAGGCAAGGACUGAAGGAACAGAAACUUGGCGCCGUUGAAUUGGACCUUUUACCCCUGAGCAAGAUGCUCAACCUCCAUUAAACAUCCGGCUGUGUAUACUUUGUGCCAAUAGUGAAAAAAGGAGAAUGAUAAAGAUGUAUUUCUUCCUUUAUCCUAACUUGCUACUACACCUUUAUUGAGAGCCGUCCACCCUCUGUGGGACUAGAAUAAAGAUCCACCUGUGGCCAGGGAACCCAGCUCAUAUUGAUAAAUGGAGAGUUUGGCACUUGAUUGCUGUGAGGUUACCUGCCUGCCAAAUAACUGCAGUGGCCUGUGAAUCCACAAAUAAUUUGAUUCCAUGUCCCCCACAGUCCAAUGGGAUAAUAGCUCAGUUCUCUGCAGCAAUUGACAGUGUGAAUCGUAAUGCUAUAUUUUUGUGCGAUUCACUGUGAGAAAAUGUAUUUUCUUAUUGUUGCUCAUUCAAGGUCUGGCACCAGCAGAUACAUUUUGAUUACUUUUUUUUUUUUCUUGGCCUCUUUGUCCAAUUUCUUCUUUGGUAAUCAUUGUGAAGUUUGGUCCUGGCUUUGCUAAAAGAGACUGUAUGGUGGCCUAGCAGUGCCAAAGUGUCUUUCGCUAUGGAAUUAUGUUUGAGGUAAAUUCCACUUGUGUAAUUUUUUUCAGUUAUAUUUUUUUCAUAAUAGUCAUUGGGGUUCCCAUUUUCCUUUAGGACAAUAACGGGCAUUUCAUUUUCAUAAUGGGUGGAGGGGGUUGAGAUAAUUCCAAGGGCUCUCACUGAAAGGGGGCCCUCAAAAAAUUGCUACAAGAGGAAAAUAUAGUGGUGUAAUCAUGUAGGGAUGGGGUGGCCUGGUAUGGUGGGGCCCAAUGUGAGAUCUUUUUUUGGGGGACCCAAAUUCCCUGCCGGCACCCCAGUCUUGGAGCCGUAAUGUGUCUGGCAGUUCCAUCAGCUUAAUGAACUAAUGUCAGUGAAGUUGUCAUCAACAAACCGGCUUGUUCAGCUUAAGGGCAUGUUGCUCAGGUAAAAAGGUAUAUUUUCAGGUAAGUAUUAUAUAGAGCAGUGUCUAACAUGAAAGCGCAUGUGUACAUUUAUGCGGGAAAUGUAAAUUACAUAAAUUUGCCUGUCCAGUUCACCUGGGUGAAUAUUUUAAUGGAAUAUCAUUGAACCAUUUGUACAGAAAAUGUAUUUGGUAUUUGUGGUACCAUGUAUGUGCUAUCUGAAAAUAGUGUCCGUAAACAUGUUUCAUAUCGGGGUCAACUGAUUAAAGUUAUGUCAAACCAUU